UAGUGUGUUCAUUAUAGGAAACUUAAUAAGAAUGUGCUACCUCAACAUUGCACUGUAAAAAAAUACAGCAUUUUUAAAUCUUUCAUAGCAUCACCUCAUGAUGCAUUUGUUUUUAGAACCGUAUGAUGUCACAAAGCUAUGUAGAUAUUUUUUCUGAUGAUUCAGUCAGUAGCACUGACCAUGACAAAAAAUUACUUACAGACUGGAUCAUUUAACACACAUUAAAGCCAGAUGGACCAUAGAAGAUGGGCAUCGGCACUCUCACAAGCUCAUGCCUUUGUGAGGAAACAGCUUUGCACACAUAGUUUCUCUGUCUCCUUGUUUCUGGAUGAGCUAGCAAAUGUACCACAAGUCACUGGAUGGCUUUUUUGUAAGGUUCGCUUGCUUGACGGCAGCUUUAAGGAGGUGACAGAGAGUAAUGAAGUGUUUAACAACACUGUUCGAUGGAGGAAGGAGAUUGUGUUUGAACGUGGAGCUACUGUCAACGUAUCAACGGGGGUCCUCGGCAACUGCAUAUGUAGAGUUUCAGUCCGUAAGGACAGAAAAGGAGGAAGAUCUUACAAGAAGGUUGGCUAUGUAGACUUAAAUCUUGUUGAGGUUAUUGGCUGUGGUUAUGUGACUCGACACUGCCUCCUGGAGGGAUACAUGGGCAAGCACAGCAAGUUAGACAACUCAUUUCUUAAGAUCGGAUUGCAGCUGCAACUUCUUCAGGGAGAUCCCUGUUUCAGAGUACUUGCACAACCCCCAGUCCCCACGUUCCCCACAUUCCCCACCCUCACCACAGCCAUACUGAGAGAGGGAUCAGUGUCUCGACUGGAGAGUGAACCCAGGGCUUCAGUUGAGGUCCUGAGAGAUCAGGUAGAGGUCAGUAGAGGGCAAGUAGACGAGGCCUUGGGUCAGAAACUAGAGGAGCAGGAGAGGGCCCUGGUGGCAGAGCACCUUACUCGUCUAGACCAAACCCGCGUGGAUGCCUGGGAGGUGGUGGAGCAGCUGUGCCAUGAGCUGCUUGGAUCUGACUUAGAACUCUCCAAAUCUAUUGAGGAUGCAGGACUAGCACUUUAUGUCAGUGAAGAUGGCUCUACAACUCUGGGUGUUUCUCCUCAAGAGAACAGGGACUCCGAUAAUGUAAUGGAAAAUGUCAUCAUUAUGAAAUAAAAACUCCAAGCAUG
This is a messenger RNA of Alosa alosa (allis shad), 1169 nucleotides long. RefSeq lists its product as uncharacterized. The transcript has 8 exons. The coding region runs from base 232 to 1155 and encodes 307 amino acids. The record is from RefSeq and is a predicted model, not a curated record. Lineage: Eukaryota; Metazoa; Chordata; Actinopteri; Clupeiformes; Clupeidae.